Molecule: messenger RNA, 1520 nt
Organism: Rhinichthys klamathensis goyatoka
Lineage: Eukaryota; Metazoa; Chordata; Actinopteri; Cypriniformes; Leuciscidae
Product: synaptotagmin-9-like
Exons: 3
Coding region: 310-1482 (390 amino acids)
Biological process (GO): regulation of dopamine secretion; calcium-ion regulated exocytosis; regulation of calcium ion-dependent exocytosis
Cellular component (GO): membrane; dense core granule
Molecular function (GO): calcium ion binding; clathrin binding; SNARE binding
Source: RefSeq, a predicted model, not a curated record
UGUCUUCAGCACCACGGCGAGCGUGGACAUUGAGCUUCACACUUCAGUUCGCGCGAGUGUGUGUGAAGAUUCAACCGGUGGCUUUUGUUUUCUGACUCCAUUUGCGUAGCGACUGGGCUUCACGUCAAGCGAGAACUUCACCGUGUCGAGUGAAUUCUGAAAGGGAAUAAUAAUACUAAAAAAAACACUUUCCACGUUAAAAAGAGCUCGGUUUGUCCGCGAGAGUGGGAUGCCGUCCGUGAGAUGAUGUUUCUCUGUGAGGGGAUUGCGCUUUAGAAGCUCCACAAUCCAGAAGGAUGCUGGUGGGAAAUGCCUGUCGACAGAGAGGACGAGAUUUGUCAAAAAGCACUAGAACUCUUAUCGGAUCUUUGUUCUAAAGGGGAGGUUCAGAACGAAAACUGUUUGGAUUUCAUUUAUUAUUUUCGAGACCUUGCCAGGCCGAGGUAUUCGGACUCAGACAUAUCCAUUAGCCUGCUGUCAUUGGUGGUGACCGCUUGUGGCUUGGCCCUGUUUGGCGUCUCUCUCUUUGUUUCAUGGAAAUUAUGCUGGAUUCCAUGGCGCGAGCGAAGCCUCUCUCCAAGCACCAAGGAGGGACAUCCAGACCCUCCUUAUCCUCCUCCUCCACCCCUUCAACCCCAGCGUCCAGAGGUGGACGCCACCCUCGACCGCCGGAAUAAUGCCCGAUGUUCAGUGGUAAAAGAGACAACAGUGCCGCCCACUCCAGUCUCUCCGGCGGUUCCAGGAUCUCCUCCUGCAGUGCCAGUGCCUGAGGCAGCCCUCAAAAUAAGCCACACUUCACCUGAUAUUCCGCUGGAGGUGGAGUCUAAGACUCAAGAAAAUGGUGUCCAUGGCAACACACGCAUGCAGAGGCAAAUCACGGAUCCCUCCUCAACCUGUGUCAGGCAAAGUUCAAUUCGGCGUCAGAUGAACCAGUCUAACCCUGACUUCACAGUAACCCAGUUCCAGAGGCAGGACUCUCUGACUGGAAUGAGUCUGGGCCAGCUAAAACCAGAACUCUACAAACAACGAUCCCUAGAUGGCGAGGACAACCGAAGCAGUCAUGUGGGCAGCUGUGGACGCCUCCAUUUUAUUCUUAAAUAUGACUGUGACCUGGAGCAGCUCAUUGUCAAGAUCCACAGAGCCCAAGACCUCCCUGCCAAGGACUUCUCCGGAACCUCUGACCCAUAUGUAAAAAUCUACCUUCUCCCAGACCGCAAAACCAAGCACCAGACCAAGGUGCAUCGUAAGACUUUAAACCCUGUGUUUGAUGAGGUCUUCCUCUUUCCUGUGGCAUAUGCGGACCUGCCCACAAGGAAGCUGCACUUCAGUGUCUACGAUUUUGAUCGGUUUUCACGCCACGAUAUUAUUGGCCAGGUGGUGGUUGACAACUUUCUGGAUCUAGUGGACUUUCCCAGGGAGACCAAACUCAGCAGGGACAUCCAGUAUGUGUCUUCGGUGCGUAUAUUUUUAUUCUUCUGUUGAAAGGUAUAUUUUAAGAGAUAAUGAUAGACUUGGACACA